AUGGCGAUGGCACGUGGCCUCCUGGGAGGGAUGGAGCUCAGCGUCUGUAAUCAGCUGGCACUGAACUGUGUGUUACAAGCAUACCCCACUAAGGCCUUCGCGCGCGCCGCCCGCUUCCUGGCCGCCAACCUGGACGCCAGCAUCGACCCGUGCCAGGACUUCUACUCGUUUGCGUGCGGCGGCUGGCUGCGACGCCACGCCAUCCCCGACGACAAGCUCACCUAUGGCACCAUCGCGGCCAUCGGCGAGCAGAACGAGGAGCGCCUGCGGCGCCUGCUGGCGCGGCCCCAGGGAGGCCCGGGCGGCUCGGCGCAGCGCAAGGUGCGCGCCUUCUUCCGCUCGUGCCUCGACAUGCGCGAGAUCGAGCGGCUCGGGCCGCGGCCCAUGCUCGAGGUCAUCGAGGACUGCGGGGGCUGGGACCUGGGCGGCGCGGCCGAGCGCCCGGGGACGGCGGCACGCUGGGACCUCAACCGGCUGCUGUACAAGGCGCAGGGCGUGUACAGCGCGGCCGCGCUCUUCUCGCUCACCGUCAGCCUGGACGACAGGAACUCCUCGCGCUACGUCAUCCGCAUUGACCAGGAUGGGCUCACCCUGCCAGAGAGGACCCUGUACCUAGCUCAGGAUGAGGAGAGUGAAAAGGUGCCUGAGUGUGGGAUGGACCGAGGGAAGGCUGGGGCCCCAGCAGGGAUGGUCCCUGGCUAG
Messenger RNA from Castor canadensis (American beaver), 702 nucleotides. RefSeq names its product endothelin-converting enzyme-like 1. NCBI's taxonomy places the organism in Eukaryota, Metazoa, Chordata, Mammalia, Rodentia, Castoridae. Gene Ontology annotation, biological process: protein processing. Gene Ontology annotation, molecular function: metalloendopeptidase activity. Gene Ontology annotation, cellular component: plasma membrane. The record is from RefSeq and is a predicted model, not a curated record.